AUGGAUCCAGAGAAGUUGCGCAAGGCGCAACAGGCGUCCCGAGAUGCUUAUCUCCGCAAGCAGGCACUCAAGCGGGAGAAGGCCGCUUCCGCGGUGUUGCAGGAGAAAAUAUCAGAGAUCGAGGCGGGGGUUCUGCCGCACUCUCUUACGGAGAUUGAGCUGCUGAGUAAGCGCGCCCGGGAGGUACAGGCGGCUGGCCAGCUGCAGCAGACAGCUGAGCUACGACAGGGAAUUCUAGAGGAGGAUGCUGUACUAGCCUCACAUGCCUUGAAGCGCGACAGGGAUGCGGUGCUGCCGCCACUCAAUCAGGCUGAAUUGCAGCCACAAAACGGUUCCGUGGGCCACCACGGGGAGUCUCACAAGUUUGUGGCGAUGGACGAGUCCGUCGUCGAUGCUCGUAUCAGGAACCGUGAUUUUGUCGAAGAAAAGACGGAGGAACAGAUUCAGCAAGAGCGUACUGAGGCGCUACAAGAUAGGCAUCACCGGCUCCAAGAACAGCGACGAACUUUGCCUAUAUAUCACGCACGUGACGAAAUUAUUGAGCUAAUUCGCAAGAACUCUGUGCUGAUCAUUGUGGGAGAAACAGGGUCGGGUAAGACCACGCAGCUGCUGCAAUACCUAUAUGAAGAAAAUUUUUGCGACACCCUUUCGUGUCCAACUGAAAGAAAUGGCGAUGUUGGGAAAGGGGAGAAGGCGGAAAGCGUGGGUGAGGAGAGGCGACUUAUUUGUACUCAACCCAGACGUAUUGCGGCAAUCAGCGUGGCGGAGCGAGUGGCCCAAGAGAUGAAUACGCGCUGUGGGAGUAUUGUUGGGUACAAGGUACGUUUUGAUGAUAGAUCGGGGCCUUUGACGCGACUUCUCUUUGUGACGGAUGGCAUGAUGCUGAAGGAACUCGUUGGAGACCCGGAGCUCCUCACUGUCAGUGCCAUCAUGGUGGACGAAGCCCAUGAACGUUCACUUAAUACGGAUAUUCUGCUUGGUUUACUGAAGGACAUAUCCCGCAGGAACAAGCAGUUGAAGGUGAUUGUUGCCAGUGCCACGAUCAAUGCCGACAAGUUUAGCAGCUUCUUUGAUGGAGCUCCCAUCUUUACUGUAAAGGGACGCACAUUCCCUGUCGAUGUGUCGUACCUUACAGAGCCGAUGGCCGACUACGUGAAGGCUAGCGCCGAGUCUGUGCUCUUGUUGCAUGCCACCAAGCCCUUACCAGGGGACAUCCUCGUCUUUCUUCCCGGGCAAGACGACAUUGAAAGCUGCGCCGCCGCGAUUCGUGAAGGUAUUACCAACUCUGGCGGCCAACUGCGGCCGCUGAUGGUCCUACCAAUCUACUCCUCUCUUCCGCCACGAGAGCAGAGGCGCAUUUACGAGGUUCCUCCACCAAACACACGGAAGGUUGUGGUUGCCACAAACAUUGCUGAGACAUCCAUCACCAUCGAUGGUGUGGUGUACGUCGUUGAUUGCGGUCUUUGCAAGCAAAACUACUACAAUUAUAAGGCCAUGGUGGAGGAGUUGCGUGUGCUGCCAAUAUCGCAGGCUAGUGCCAUGCAGCGAACAGGUCGAGCAGGACGAACGCAAAAAGGGGAGUGCUACCGUUUGUACACAGCCUACACAUUUCGUAAUGAGCUUCCACAAGAAACAGCUCCAGAAAUUUUGCGAAGUUGUAUGAGUUCUGUUGUUUUACAACUAAAGGCGCUUGGAAUUGAUAAUUUGUUACAGUUUGAGUUCAUUGAUGCCCCCUCUACCGCCUCCUUGGAACGGGCGUUAGAUCACCUUUACCUGCUUGGUGGGAUGAAGCCAGAUGGUCGGUUAACGCUUAGCGGACGCCGCAUGGCGGAAUUUCCACUGGACCCCUCGUUGAGCAAGUGUAUUCUUCGUGCAAACUCCUUGGGGUGUCUUCGUCACGUGUGCAUUGCUGUGGCGAUGCUCACGCUUGACUCCGUUUUUGUGGCAAGCCGAGAUGCAAAGGAACGGGCCUCCAUGGCGAGUGCGAGAGAUGUGCUCUUUUCAGCGGGCAACGGUGAUGUCAUGGGGUAUGUGCGGUUAAUGGAAGAGUGGAUGCGUGCCGGCCCUUCGAUGCAGGAGUUCUGUCAAUCCAAUUCAAUAAACGUGAAAAGCCUUCUUCAGGCCCGCGAUGUGCUGGAUCAGAUACUGAAGACAUGUGAACGCAUUGGCUUUGAUUUGCCUCGUGGGGAGGAGGACACCCCACUCUCUAUGGAACCCUUCACAAAGGCAUUAUUGUCGGGUUUUUUCAUGAAUGUUGCGAAGCUGAAUGUUGACCGCAGGACCUACAUGAUUGUACGCCCGAUAGACGCCUCUAGUAGUCGCACUGGCUCCAACCUUACAACUCUCAGCGCAGUGAACGCUGAGGAAACGGUAAUGGCUGAACUGCAUCCGUCGAGUUACCUCUUCCGGGCGGGACUCGCCCAGCAGGAGGAGGCGAAGAACAGCAACGCUGGCGUGGCCCCAACGGCUGUGAUUCUAAGGGAGAGACCGCAGCUUGUAGUUUUACGCAGCUGCGGUAUACGAGUAAACGGUACAUGA
Trypanosoma conorhini is the source of this 2538-nucleotide messenger RNA. Its product is annotated as putative DEAH-box RNA helicase. Gene Ontology annotation, molecular function: RNA binding; ATP binding. Gene Ontology annotation, cellular component: intracellular anatomical structure; catalytic step 2 spliceosome. The transcript has a single exon. Lineage: Eukaryota; Euglenozoa; Kinetoplastea; Trypanosomatida; Trypanosomatidae. The coding region runs from base 1 to 2538 and encodes 845 amino acids. The record is from RefSeq and is a predicted model, not a curated record.